Molecule: messenger RNA, 891 nt
Organism: Acanthosepion pharaonis
Lineage: Eukaryota; Metazoa; Mollusca; Cephalopoda; Sepiida; Sepiidae
Source: the annotation of a GenBank genome assembly
AUGCACGUACACAUAUCUAUCUAUCUAUCACUGUUUGUUUUAUCUAUCUAUCUAUCUAUCUAUCUAUCUAUCUAUCUAUCACAGUCUGUUCAAUCUAUCUAUCUAUCUAUCUAUCUAUCUAUCACGGUCUAUUCAAUAUAUCUAUCUGUUCAUCACAGUUCUGUCUAUCACAGUCUUUUCAAUCUAUCUAUCUAUCUAUCUAUCUAUCUAUCUAUCUAUCUAUCACAGUCUGUUCAAGCUAUCUCUUCAUCACAUUUCAGUCUAUCACAGUCUGUUCAAUCUAUCUAUCUAUCUAUCUAUCACGGUCUAUUCAAUCUAUCUAUUCAUCACAGUUCAGUCUAUCACAGUCUUUUCAAUCUAUCUAUCUAUCUAUCUAUCUAUCUAUCUAUCUAUCUCAAUCUGGGUGAUAGGAGACACAGUGGAAUCGACGUGGUGGCCAAAGUAUUUGCAGUGCUUCUCCUGCGAAGAUUUCAAGGCAUCCGUGAUCUGCGAACUCGCCCGUCUCAGGGUGGCUUCCGCCCAGGCAGAGGCUGUGUUGAUCAGAUCUUCAGCCUGCGGCGCACCCUCGAACUACGCUGGGCAUACCAGCAACCAACAAUCCUUUGCUUCGUCGAAUUUGCGGCUGCUUUCGACUCCGCUGAUAGAGGCUCACUCUGGCGUAUCAUGGAGGCCGAUGGCAUGUCCGCUAAACUUCGUCUCUUCAAUGGCUACUACCGGUCGACGCGAGCCCGUGUUCGUGCUUAUGGUGAGGAGUCGGAGACGUUUGAGGUGAGGACUUGUGUGUGGCAUGGGUGUGCCCUAUCCCCUACCCUAUUCAACUAUACAAUCGACUACAUCCUCGGCAAGGCCCUUCGGGACUACGCUGGAGUUGCGGUUGGUCAGGGUGUCUGA